Molecule: messenger RNA, 716 nt
Organism: Phoenix dactylifera (date palm)
Lineage: Eukaryota; Viridiplantae; Streptophyta; Magnoliopsida; Arecales; Arecaceae
Source: RefSeq, a predicted model, not a curated record
UCUUAGGCAUAGACCUAAUAUGUAUGUACCUGGGUUCUUAGGCAAAAAUCACAGCUAUAUUUGUAUAUAGACAUGGAAAGUUGUGUUUCCAGUAAUCAUCUUUGCUCGAAUGGUGUGAAAAUGCAGUAUCUUUUAUCUUAUGCCUUGUCUGAUUGUGGUCAAAUUUACAGAGUAUAUGCAAAGUGGUAGGGCAACAGAAAAAACAGAUGUAUACAGCUUUGGAGUCUUGGUGCUGGAAGUUUUGAGUGGGAAACGACCCACUGAUUCAUCAUUCACUGAGAAAGACUUGAAUAUUCUAGGAUGGUUGAAUUUCUUGGUCCUUGAGGACCGUCAAAGAGAAAUAAUUGAUCCACACUGCGAUGGCGUGCAGAUUGAAAGCCUGGAUGCUUUGCUCUCUGUUGCCAUUCAGUGUGUUUCCUCAGCUCCAGAAGAGCGGCCUACAAUGCACAGAAUGGUGCAAUUAUUGGAGUCAGAGGUUAUGACACCGUGUCUGAGUGACUUUUAUGACUCUAACUCAGAUUAGUUGCAUUUUAUUUAGUUGUCAACUGCUGGUUCAUAUGAUGAAGAUACAUUUGAAGGAAUACAUAAAAUGUUUUGGACACAUUUAUUUUCAUUCAUUUAUUCUUCUCCGCACAUUCUGUAAAUGUGUUUCCAUCUGUGAACUGUUUAGCCUCGUCUCUUCUUCUCAAUGGUAGAAGUGAGAAGCUUUAUCUUUC